Leucoraja erinaceus (little skate) is the source of this 1613-nucleotide messenger RNA. It is a transcript of the gene parm1, whose product is annotated as prostate androgen-regulated mucin-like protein 1. Bases 68 to 1342 code for a protein of 424 amino acids. Lineage: Eukaryota; Metazoa; Chordata; Chondrichthyes; Rajiformes; Rajidae. Gene Ontology annotation, cellular component: late endosome; early endosome; Golgi apparatus. The transcript has 4 exons. The record is from RefSeq and is a predicted model, not a curated record.
CUAGCAGCGGCCGCUCCCCGGGGGCGCAGACAGCAGCGAGGAAGGGUCCCGUGUCCCGUCUCCGCAGAUGCUGCCCGGCCCGCCGGCCUCCGGUUCCCGCUGUGUGCUCCUCGCUCCCCGGACCCGGGCUGCCGCAAUGCCCGGCAUCAGGGCGCUGGCGGCUCUGCUGCUGGUGGCAGAGUUAUGCAUUGUUUCAGCUAACACUAAUAGAACAGAGACAUUGCUGACCCCAACUGGACAGCAAAAUGCAUCGGAAAGCAAUCCAUUCUUGAAUCGGAGUUCGUCAGCACCCAUGCCAGAAAUGCUCUCCGAGGUGGGAACUGAACCCUCGCCGGCCUCCGUGGGCCCCACCUUCACCUCUCCUCUCUCGGGGACAUCUACGGGUGUGACGAUCAUGACUAACGUCAGUUGGUCCCCAGUGACAGCGACUGAAGGCACCACAGACAUCCUCCCAGGAUCAACUCCACAAACCACAUCCUGGGCCUCCUCCACUGAAGCUGGGUGGAAUAGUAUCAACGAGGCGGGGAUGAGUUCUGGUUCUGUCCCCAGCACGAGUACAUCUUCAACAGCGCAGGCCAACACCACAGAGGGAACCAGCAGCACGACUGUAGAUCAGACCACCGCUUCAACGCAGGCCGCCAAUGACAGCAGCACUGACUCGCCAUCGGACAGCACCGCAGUUUCAACCGAGUCAACCGAUAAUGGUACGUCUGAAUUAACGCCAGUGCCCACCGAUGUAUCACAGCCAACCAAUGCCUAUACUACUGAGUCGUAUUCACCUACGGCCAAUAAUUCCACUCCAUCCCUGAACUCAACAAGUGAGCUUAGUACAUGGCAGUCAACGCCAGCCUUGACCCCGUCUGCCAGCGAUGCCGGCACUUCACCAACGACGGCAACCACAGCGCAAUCAACAGGCACGAGCGAACAGCAAUCGCCCACUGCUCCAAGUCAGGCAAACAACGCCACACACGUGACCGAGACGGAGGGCAGCACAUUUGUGCCAGAGACCGCGGGCACCGCCGGUGGAACGGCAACAUCUGACGCCGUGGCCACCUCUGCCUCUCCUUCCACCGCCCCACGCCCGCCCAGCUCUGCCGUCCCAGGCCUGACCACAGAGACCAGCCCUCUCUCAAACAACAGGCCCAGGACACAGCAAGCAGCAGGAAGCCUGAGCACAGGAAGUGUGGUGGGCAUCACUGUAGCGGUCAUUGUGGCAGUCUUGCUGCUGAUUGGAGCAGCUGCCUACUUUAAGAAGAGACGCUCAUCAUAUGGCCGGUUACUGGAUGACCAGGAGAACGGGUCCUGGGAGAAUUACAACAACCCACUGUACGAUGACAACUAAUAGAGUGGACGAGAGGCACAGACUGACCACCCCGGCUGGAGGACCUGCCCACCUUCAAUCAGCUACUGACUGAUCGCCCACAACAUGGCCAAACCUCGGAGCUGUCAGCUUCCCCACCUUGGUCACUCUGCUUUCAAACUGCUGCUUCAGCCAGUAUCACUCCAGCAUCGCCAACACCAACCCGACACACUCCCCCCCAACUCAACCCAACCCAACCCAACCCAACCCAACCCCACCCAACCCAACCCAACUCAACCCAACCCAACCCAAC